GGCGAUGGAAGUCAAAACCCUAGAAACCUAAUUUGGCCUCAUGAGAGAGAAAAUACAGAGAGAGAUAGAGCUAUUAAUUUACAAUAUUCCCGAAACCGAUUUGUCAGAUUAACAAAUUAGUUUCUCCAAUUCGUUGAGAGAGAGAGAGAGAGAGAGGGGAAAAGGGAAAAACAAUUCGAUCCCAUCCCAUCCCAUCCCAUGCUCGCGAGAUCGAUUUUUGUUCGUUUCCGCGCUGGAUCGCCAAGCCCUCUGCAAUAAUCAUAUAAUCUGAGAUCUGAUUCUGACACCAAUCCGGACGAGGGAUCCUUCUCCUCCAGUCCAGUCCAGUCCCGCCCAGAAAAUUCCAAGUUUUCUCAUACUUAUCUUAAUUUUAUCUAUCUCGAUCUCCCUGAUCCAGGAGCAAUCUCUGCCACAAUCAUCAAUUCCUAUAUGAUUAUGCUCUUUUACAGCUAAGGCUGUUUCGUGUCCGAUUCGAUUCUCGAAUACAAGCCAUGGGAGCUCCUCCACGUAUGCUCAAUUCAGGUUCAAGGUACGCAGAGGUAGAGAGAGAAACAGAAAUUGAAAUUCAGAGACAAAUAGAAAUAGAAAUCGAAAUUGAGAGAGAAACAGAGAAAGGUUGUGUUUCGAUUCCGUUCCAUAUUCUCUGAACUCAGCUGAAUUUAGCCUCGCCAUUGUUUUGUUGUCUAGGAGGGUUAAAAAAAAACUGUGCCCAUACCAUACCCCUCUGGUUCUUUAUUGCUUUGUUUGUUGCUGUUGUUUCUUUUCUUUUGUUUUCUUGCACAUUAAUGGUGUCUAGGUCUUGUAGUGCUGUUGGGUAUAUAGCUCUCAGAAUUGGGGUUGUGGGUUUAGAACAUAAACAGAAGCUGGAUUUGAGGUUGGGAUUGAUGAAAAUCAUGUUUGCUGGUUCAUUUGGAUAAUUCGAAACCUCUUUGUGAAAUUGUGAUCGAUUGUUUGUCUGUCUUUUUGAGUUUAUAUCCACACACACACACACACACACAUAUGUAUGUAUAUAUGUAUGUAUGUAUGUAUGUAUGUGAGUUGUGUCGAAAACACUUAUAGGUGUUGUUGGGGGGAAGUUUGAUAAGGUCUAAUAGCUACUACUGAUUGUGUGUGUUGGGUUAAUCGAAAAAAAUUAUAUAUAUGAAAAUGGUGAAGCCUUGUUGGAGGCCGUUGGUUGAGUGUGACGGGGCGUGGAGGAGAGACGGGUAUAGGCGUGGGGAUGAUUAUCCGAAUGGUCGGGUGGACGGGUUGUUGUGGUACAAGGAUCUUGGAUAUCAUGUGAGUGGGGAGUUUUCGAUGGCGGUGAUUCAAGCGAAUGGUUUGUUGGAGGAUCAAGCUCAGCUUGAGUCGGGGCCAUUGAGUUUGCUUGAUUCGGGGCCGUGUGGUACUUUUGUUGGAGUUUAUGACGGGCAUGGAGGACCGGAGACUUCUCGGUUUGUUAAUAGAAGCUUGUUCGCCAAUCUCAAGAAAUUCGCCACGGAGAAUCAAGAAAUGUCCGAAAACGUUAUUAAGAAGGCCUUUCUCGCAACCGAGGAAGAGUUUCUUUCGCUAGUGAGAGAACAAUGGUCGGUGAAGCCGCAAAUUGCUUCGGUCGGCACGUGUUGUUUGGUAGGCGUGAUUUGCGACCGUCUCCUAUACGUAGCCAAUGCGGGAGACUCGCGGGCCGUGCUAGGGAGGGCGGAUAAGGCUAGAGGAGUGACAGCCGUUCAACUAUCGACGGAGCACAACGCGAAUCUCGAAUCGGUUAGAGACGAACUACACGCCCUCCAUCCCGACGAUUCACAAAUCGUCGUUUUGAAGCAUAAAGUUUGGCGCGUGAAGGGUAUCAUACAGGUUUCGAGAUCCAUCGGAGAUGCGUACUUAAAGAGCUCGGAAUUCAAUCGGGAACCGCUUUUGGCGAAAUUCAGGCUCCCGAAGCCCUUUAGUAAACCGAUUCUGAGCCCCGAGCCAUCGAUCGUCGUGCACAAGCUCAGCCCGAGGGAUCAGUUUGUAAUAUUCGCAUCCGACGGCUUGUGGGAGCAUCUCGGGAAUCAGGAGGCGGUCGAUAUCGUUAAUAGCAAUCCUCGUAAUGGCAUUGCUAGUAGGCUUGUGAAGGCGGCGCUGCGGGUGGCGGCGAAGAAACGGGAAAUGCGGUACACGGAUUUGAAGAAAAUCGAGCGGGGGGUGCGGAGGCAUUUCCACGACGAUAUUACGGUGGUUGUGGUUUUUUUGGAUCACGGGCGGGCGCCGUCUAAUAGUACGACGACUUCGAUAAGGGCCGCCGGAGGCGAAUCGGUGAGUUCUGGUUAUUCAUGAUGUAGCUUUGUAUUUUGAGUAAACUCUUUUUGAAUGUGGAUCAAAUCUAUGAAUGUGUUUACCAUCAUUUUUCUUUGGAAUUGAAUUGAAUUGAUACAAGGCAUUAUUAAGUUGCCUCUUUAAGUGUA
Molecule: messenger RNA, 2423 nt
Organism: Andrographis paniculata
Lineage: Eukaryota; Viridiplantae; Streptophyta; Magnoliopsida; Lamiales; Acanthaceae
Product: probable protein phosphatase 2C 38
Exons: 4
Coding region: 1141-2295 (384 amino acids)
Biological process (GO): protein dephosphorylation
Molecular function (GO): protein serine/threonine phosphatase activity; cation binding
Source: RefSeq, a predicted model, not a curated record